AUGGCCGAUGGGUAUAGAUAUUUGCAGCAAGGCGCUGGAAAUUACUUUUACCAGCAACACCAACAGAACCAUCACACCAGACAGCAAAUCAUCCGAAACAGCACCCCUCCAAAUACUCUUCGAUCUGCAUUCACUAUCGACACACCAUCGCCUUCGCGAUCUCCUGACUCCUCUUCGCCAGCACAAGCUCAGUACGGCAUGUUUAACCAGGGCCACCAACAGCCAGGGCAGCAUGGCCGCGUCAAUGGAGGCCCAGGGAGAGGGCUACCGAUGAUGUACAAUUAUAACCAAAAUGCUCAUCAGCAACCACACCCUCAGCAUCACGCGAAUCUUCAGCAGGACCAUGCUACGCAUUCAACUAACGGCUCCGUCUUGAGCCAUCAUACCAAUUACUCAUCGGGAGUGCUUUCGAACGCAACUCCAAGCUUCACUCCCAACAGCCUGCAAAACGGACAUACGGCAACAACACGAGGUGGGCAAGCACAGAUUAUCAGUGAACACUGGGCAGAACAAAUGAGAUUACACAAGGAGUCAGAAACUGCCAAUCAGCAGAUGGUGGAUCAUAAUGCCCCGAACCAUUUUGCAAGGCAGAGAGCUGGGGAGAAUCGAGGUUUGGCAGCAGCAUCGAGCGUAGAUGCUGUUGUGGCUCAAGAUGAAGACAAUGAUGAGAGGGGGCGGCCAUACAGACAGGAGAGUGUCAAACGUCAGGAUUGGCAUAAUAUGGAUCUGAGUGGGCAAGGCCUCAAAGUGCUUGCCAAUCCCCUCUUCAAUUAUGUCUUUCUCAACGAGCUCUAUGUGGCCUCCAACAAGAUCACCCACCUCCCAGCCUCCAUUGGACAAUUACGGCAUUUGAAACACCUGGAUGCCUCUUACAACCUUCUGACCGAACUACCUCAGGAGCUCAGCAUGUGCGUCUAUCUGAAGAAUCUGCUGGUCUUCAAUAACCGAAUCGAACGAAUCCCAGAAGAAUUAGGGUCCUUAUAUCAAUUGGAGGUAUUGGGGAUUGAAGGAAACCCUCACCUAGCCCCAGAAUACAAGCAGGUGAUCAGCGAGAAAGGCACAAAGGAGCUUAUCAAGGAUCUCCGAGAAGGAGCUCAAGGCAAGUUAUAAUUGAUGUGUCAUGUCAGGAGUCAACUAAUUCUUUCCAGUUCCUCUGCCUCCCCAAGAACGAAAAUGGAUCGCCCUCCAAGACGGUGUGCCAAAUAAUAACCAGGAGAAGAUCAAGGUGGCGUCAUACAACAUUCUUUGCGAUCGAGCUUGUACCACCCAAUUAUACGGAUUCACUCCGUCGGCUGCUCUUGAGUGGGAAUAUCGAAGGGAGCAAGUUUUGAAGGAGAUUCAGGAUUUGGAUGCUGAUGUCAUCUGUCUUCAGGAGGUUGAUACUGAUACACAAUAUGAAUUUCUGAGCCCAAAGCUUGCCUACAACGAUUACAAGGGGAUUCAUUGGGCAAAAUCACGCUCGAAAACUAUGAAGGAAGCAGACGCCAAACGCGUGGAUGGCUGUGCAAUCUUCUACAAGGGCAGCAAAUACAUUCUUCUGGAGAAGCAAUUGAUUGACAUGGCAAACAUUGCUAUCAAUCGACCAGAUAUGAAGCUACAGACAGACAUCUUCAAUCGUGUUAUGCCUCGAGACAAUAUCGCCGUUGUAGCCUUCCUAGAGAAUCGAAUGACCGGAUCCAGAAUUAUGAUUGUCAAUACUCAUCUGCACUGGGACCCUGUGUAUGCUGACGUCAAAUUAAUCCAGAUGGCCAUUCUAGUAGAGAACGUGACCAAACUUGCCGAAAAGUACUCGAAGAAGCCACCAAGUAACGAAAAGGAGAAGAGAGCUGGGUUGGUGGACGAAAAUGGUCGCCCAGAGACAGAGGUUGCAGACUUUGCUCCCUCGCAGGAAUAUUCGAGUAACACCCAGAUCCCUCUACUAAUUUGUGGUGAUCUCAACUCUACGAGCGAUUCGAGUGUGUACGAAUUGUUGUCCAAGGGAAGCGUCAAGGCAUCACACCGAGAGCUCAAAGAACACCAAUACGGUAAUUUCAGCAAGCAUGGCAUUGAACAUCCGUUCCAACUACGUUCUGCUUACUCGUCCAUCGAAAAGACUCCAGAUCGGUUAACGUUCACCAAUUACACGCCCAGUUUUGCCGAUGUUAUCGAUCAUGUCUGGUAUUCUACAAACACUAUUGAACUCACUUCGUUACUCGGCAGCGUGGACCCCGAGUACAUGAAGACGGUGCCCGGGUUUCCCAACCAUCACUUUCCAAGUGACCAUCUUUUAAUCGCAGGAGAAUUCACGAUCAAGGGGAGAAAGGAGAAGAAGGUGCAUGUGGAACCAGAUUUUGGACCUUCCAGUCGUCGGAGGGAUUAA
Hymenoscyphus albidus is the source of this 2359-nucleotide messenger RNA. The record is from the annotation of a GenBank genome assembly. NCBI's taxonomy places the organism in Eukaryota, Fungi, Ascomycota, Leotiomycetes, Helotiales, Helotiaceae.